AUGCAGGUGGUGGUUGAAGACGAGUGCAACAAGGCGGAGCAAGAAGUGCCCCCGUAUCUGCUCCGAGAGCUGAUCGGCAAAGGAAGCUUCGGCCGCGUCUACAAGGCCUCAGACCUGAAGACGAGCCAGGUGGUUGCAGUGAAGAUCAUCGACAUUGAGGAGUCUGAUACGCUCAACCCCAAACUUGCCGACACCUACUCGGAGUUUCUGAAGGAGAUCAAUGCGCUCAAACUGCUCAGCGAGGGCGGGGCGAAGAACAUCAACCACGUUCUAGACGCCCUACCUGUGGGGCAAUCCAUGUGGAUGGUUACCGAGUACUGUGCCGGCGGAAGCGUGGCCACAUUGAUGAAGCCGACAGCUCCUGGGGGGCUCCAGGAGAAAUGGAUCAUACCGAUCCUCAGAGAGGUUGCCGAAGCCGUUCACUGGGUCCACAAAGCCGGCAUCAUCCACAGAGACAUCAAGUGUGCCAACGUGCUUAUAACCGAAGGAGGUGGUGUACAGCUGUGCGACUUUGGUGUUUCUGGUGUCAUCGAGACAAAGUUCGACAAACGGUCCACCUUCAUAGGAACACCCCAUUGGAUGGCGCCGGAGCUCUUCGACCCUUCGGCCUCCUACGGUGUCGAGGUGGACAUUUGGGCUUUUGGGUCUAUGGUCUUUGAGAUAGCCUCAGGGCUGCCCCCGAACGUCAUGGCGGGUAUAGAUAUCACCCAGCUAGGUGGCUAUCUCAAGCAGAACACCCCAAGACUCGAUGGAAGCAAGUAUUCAGAGAAACUAAAGGACCUGGUCUCCUUCUGCCUGGUGGAAGAUCCCGCGCAAAGACCUACCAUCAACGAUGUGCAGCGACAUCCAUAUCUGCACAACACCAGUUCAUCGCAUCCUACGUCCUCUUUAGCAAUGCUGGUCAGGGCUUUCCGAGUUUGGGAGUCACAAGGAGGGAGUCGGAAAUCGUUGUUCGCCUUCGGUGGAGCCCAAGGACCGUCAGGACCAGACCUUUCAUCCACAGCCAUGUCGAAUGACGAAUGGAACUUUAGUACAACUCUCGCAUUCGACCAGCGCAUCAUGAACAGCACUGAUGCUCAGGCUGUCUACGACGUCUAUGGGUCCAACGUGGACCUUUUGGAUCCUGGGGAGGCCACCCCUCAGCCAUAUAGGCCGAAAAGGCGAAGGCCGCCGCCAAAUCUUCCUGUGAUGAGAGCGCCACUGGAGAAGAUAUUCGACCCCAACACCAUCUCGAGUUAUAAUGAGAAUGCUCGAAAGUAUUAUGGAAAGCCACCUUCACCUCCUGCUGCGGAUUUUACUUCAGAUCUGCCGCUACGAGACAGCUCACACAACGCGACAUUGAGGGAAUCACUGAUCGAUCUCGACGCUUCACUUCAUGGCAGCGAUCUCUCGAGAUUUGUCGACAUGAAUACCGUGAGGGCAAGUAGACGAUCGAACGAGUAUGAUUUCGGAGAGGAUUACAGCAGAGCCCCGAACAGCGACCCGGAAACAGUCCUCGCGGCUAGCAACAGGAAGACACAGGACUGGAAAUUUCCCGCCAUGGUGCCUCCAGCGUCCGCAAGCGCGGAGAUGUCCCAUUUCCCCUUCAACGAAGACCGAAACAGCAACCCCGACUCCGCAAGUGAUUGGAAGUUCCCCGCGCCUAGUGAUCGUCAGCCAGACUCGGCUAGCGAAUGGAAGUUUCCCGGACCUAGUAGUCGCCCACCACUGCUUCAUCAUCCCACAGAGCCGUUGGGCUCCUCGCCAAGCUACAACGACAGCCUCAUGGUUCCCCGAGCGUCCUCGCAGAUGGACAACCGCGCGUCGGUCAGCAGUCUGAUCGACCUGGAUGAGAGUCUCCCGGAGCCUAUCGCACCGGCGGACAUCAUCCGUCCAUCGACUGCCAACUCGGACGUCGGAUCUGAAAUAGGUGGCGCCUUCGACCUAGAAAGGCAUACUUCUUAUUAUCCUCUACCAUCUACGAACCGUGAGCCAUCAAUCUACAUCUCCGAUGAAUCGGACUUGGCCGGGCUGGCAGGCCACCGACAGACGAGAAGCAUCAAUAUGAUGGGCGGCAUCCCGGAAGUGGACGAGCGGCAACGGCGAAACACGGGCGCCUUCAUUGACGACGCACAUCUUUACUCCGGGGAUGAAUAUAAUGGCAGCGAGGACUACAUGAUGACGGGGUCCUCGACGGCGACCCGGUCUCAGACCAGCUACCAGCAUGGCCGCGGACCCAGUGGGGAUUCUGACUACACCAUGACAGGGUCAACGGUCAGGACACCAUCCAUGUCGUCCUUGAACUCUGCGUACCAAAGAGACGGCAUGGCGAGUGCGAGUGAUGGCAGCUUUAUGCCACCUUUGCCGGCGCCACCGUCCGAAAGAGUAAUGAUGGGGGAGGGAGGGGAGCUGAUGAGGGACGAGUUCCUGAAACUGCUCGAGGGCAUGACAAGCCAUCUCAGCUUCACAGGGGAGUUUGUGGGGAAUCUACCGACCAGAAAGUCUGGACGGGGGCAGGAAAGCCAAAAUGGACAGUGA
This is a messenger RNA of Diaporthe citri, 2517 nucleotides long. RefSeq lists its product as uncharacterized. Gene Ontology annotation, biological process: protein phosphorylation. The coding region runs from base 1 to 2517 and encodes 838 amino acids. NCBI's taxonomy places the organism in Eukaryota, Fungi, Ascomycota, Sordariomycetes, Diaporthales, Diaporthaceae. The transcript has a single exon. The record is from RefSeq and is a predicted model, not a curated record. Gene Ontology annotation, molecular function: ATP binding; protein kinase activity.